Messenger RNA from Sus scrofa (pig), 2549 nucleotides. RefSeq names its product nucleoporin 85 (gene NUP85). The record is from RefSeq and is a predicted model, not a curated record. Gene Ontology annotation, molecular function: structural constituent of nuclear pore. Gene Ontology annotation, cellular component: nuclear pore outer ring. NCBI's taxonomy places the organism in Eukaryota, Metazoa, Chordata, Mammalia, Artiodactyla, Suidae. Gene Ontology annotation, biological process: protein import into nucleus; positive regulation of DNA-templated transcription; mRNA export from nucleus.
GCUGUCGAGGCCAGGAAGGAGGGACACGUGUAUAGUGCUGCACAGGGGUGGUCGCGGCCAAGAGGAAAGGCCCCUGCAGCGCUGGGGGAUUGGGCCUGCAGGCAGAGCAGGAGGCGCUCGGAGGGGGUCCUUUCUCGCAGCGGGUUCUGAGCGGGAGGCCCGAGCCGCGAACAUUUGCGGCCCUGAGAGAUCCAGGCGGCUGUGGUGCGGCGCAAUGGAGGAGCUCGAUGGGGAGCCGACAGUCACUGUAAGGGCGCCCCCGAAAGUAUUGUUUGCCUUCAGCGGUUUCGUCACUGCAGGGUUGUCCACUUCUCGGCCGCCUGCAAGGCGCUCGUCCCCUUCCCUCAGAUUAAUUGCCACCGUCCGGAAGUCACAUCGCGAAGCUGCCCGAGUUUGGGUUGCGGUGGUCGCUGGGUUUCUGCCCCUUUGUAUAUUCCGAGUACGUGGUCCUGGAGGCCCCGCUCCAUGCCUUUAACGAGCAGGUUCGAACUAAGCAGAGGAACUGGAGCCUUUUUGUCUCCCAACCGAAUUGAUUCCAGGAGUGAAUUCCCAGAAGAAGCAAAUGUGUUUUGACUGGGGUCCAGGGGAGAUGCUGGUAUGUGAAACCUCUUUCAACAAAAAAGAAAAAUCAGAGAUGGUGCCUGGUUGCCCCUAUAUCCAUAUUAUCCGGAAAGAUAUAGAUGUUUAUUGUAAAAUCCUAAGAAAACUCUUCAACGAGUCCCAUGGAAUCUUUGUGGGCCUUCAGAGAAUUGAAGAAGAGUUUACUGGAAAAUCCAGAAAAGCUCAAUUGGUUCGAGUGAGUAAAAACUACCGAUCAGUCAUAAGAGCGUGCAUGGAGGAAAUGCACCAGCUUGCAAUUGCUGCUAAAGAUCCAGCCAGUGGCGGCCAGUUUAGCAGCCAGAUCUCCAUUUUGUCAGCCAUGGAGCUCAUUUGGAACCUUUGUGAGAUUCUUUUUAUUGAAGUGGCCCCAGCCGGCCCCCUCCUCCUUCACCUCCUUGACUGGGUCCGAUUGCACGUGUGUGAGGUGGACAGUUUGUCGGCAGAUGUUCUGGGCAGUGAGAAUCCAAGCAAACACCAGGACUUCUGGAAGCUGGUGACCAUCCUGGUGCUGCAGGGCCGGCUGGACGAGGCCCGGCAGAUGCUCUCCAAGGAAGCCGACGCCAGCCCCACCUCUGCAGGCAUGUGCCGCGUCCUGGGGGACCUGAUGAGGACAAUGCCCGUUCUCAGCCCUGGUAACACUCAGACGUUGACCGAGCUGGAGCUGAAGUGGCAGCACUGGCACGAGGAGUGCGAGCGGCACCUCCAAGAUGGCACAUUCGCCUCCAGUCCUCACCUCGAGUCUCUUUGCAAGAUCAUGCUGGGAGACGAAGCUGCCCUGUUGGAGCAAAAGGAGCUUCUGAGUAACUGGUACCAUUUCCUAGUGACCCGGCUCCUGUACUCUUGUCCCACAGUGAAACCCAUGGACCUGCACUGCUAUGCCCAGUCCAGCCUGGACCUGUUUCUGGGAGGUGAGAGCAGCGCAGAACCCUUGGACAACAUCUUGUUGGCAGCCUUCGAGUUCGACAUCCACCAAGUGAUAAAGGAGUGCAGCAUUGCCCUCAGCAACUGGUGGUUUGUGGCCCACCUGACAGACCUGCUGGAUCACUGCAAACUCCUCCAGUCUCACAACCUCUACUUCGGGUCCAACAUGAGAGAGUUCCUCCUGCUGGAAUAUGCCUCAGGCCUGUUUGCCCAUCACAGCCUGUGGCAGCUGGGGGUGGAUUACUUUGACCACUGCCCUGAGCUGGGCCGAGUUUCGUUGGAGCUGCAUAUCGAGCGGAUCCCGCUGAGCACGGAGCAGAAAGCCCUCAAGGUGCUGCGGGUUUGCGAGCAGCGGCAGAUGACGGAGCAAGUUCGCAGCAUUUGUAAGAUCUUAGCCAUGAAAGCUGUCCGCAACAAUCGCCUGGGCUCCGCCCUCUCUUGGAGCAUUCGAGCCAAAGAUGCUGCCUUUGCCACGCUGGUGUCAGACAGGUUCCUCAGGGAUUACUGUGAGCGAGGCUGCUUUUCCGACCUCGAUCUCAUUGACAACCUGGGGCCAGCCAUGAUGCUCAGUGAUCGACUGACGUUCCUGGGAAAGUACCGUGAGUUCCACCGGUUAUAUGGGGAGAAGCGUUUUGUUGACGCUGCUUCUCUUCUCCUGUCACUGAUGACGUCCCAGAUUGCCCCCCGGUCUUUCUGGAUGACGCUACUAACAGACGCCCUGCCCCUCUUGGAACAGAAACAGGUGAUUUUUUCAGCAGAGCAAACGUAUGAGUUGAUGAGAUGCCUGGAAGACCUGAUCUCAGAAAGGCCAGCGCAUGGAGAGCCCGAUGCCCAGCAACUCCAGGAUGAUGACAUAGAGACCACCAAAGUGGAAAUGCUGAGAAUUGGUCUUGCACGAAAUCUUGCUCGGUCAAUUAUAAAAGAAGGCUCGUUGGACGGUUCCUGAGGCCAACUCCAACAUGGUAUCUUUGUAAGGCAAUGUAUAUACAUUUUUAAAAGAAUAAAUGUGGUUUUUUUUGCAAAUAUAA